AAUUUUCCUCUUUAUAACAAAUGACAGCUUCCCUUAGUAAGCUGAAUUCAAAUUAGAAUUAUAAUCAUUAAAUAAUAAACAUUUGGUAUAUUAAGAGAGAAUUCCGCGACAUUCAUAUACUAACUUAGUUUUCGUGAGUUCAUGUGGCAACGCUCUGAUGCGGUUGGUUUUUUGACGUUUGUUUUUAGGAAUUGUUUUGCGAAUAUCCGAAUUAAGGCAUUUACAAGUUGACGGCAUCUUUUUGCAAUUUUCCUUUCCCGUCUUGCCGGCUUGAAUUGGACCACACAUUUUCUUUUUGCUCGCUCGUUCGUGUGCUCAUUCGCUCGUUUGUUCGAUUUACACAAUUGCUGUUCGGGUUUUCUGUGCAAAUUCUCAGCGUGUAUUUCUUAACUACAAAAUCAAAACUUAUCUAAACAAUCACAAUGUCGGAGGAAUCAUUCUAUGGUGUCACACUCACUGGCCAGGAUAGUUCAGUGCCAUGGGAUGUACUUUCCAAUGAUGAGGAUUUUCCCCGCGGACAAAGACUCAUCAUCAAACAGAUUUUGUUGGGCGCUGAAGCGAAAGAAGACGAGUUUAACGUUGUGGAGGUGCACACAGUAAAAGACUCUCUAAAGAUUCCUAUCGCCGUGUUAAAGGCUGGCGAAACACGCGCUGUAAAUCCCGAUGUGGAAUUUUACGAAACAUCAUUGACAUUUAAAUUGAUCAAAGGCAAUGGACCUGUUUACAUAAUGGGCCAGAAUAUUAAGGACGACGUUGUCGAUAUCGAGGACGAAGAAACUGACGAGGAAACUGGUGAGGAGGAAGAGGAGGAGACACAACCACAAAAGAAGAAGCAAAAAGUGGAAAAUAAUUCCGAUGGCAAAAACGCUAAAAAUAAGAAGAAAUAAACAAGUUUUUUAGCAGUCACAAAACAAAAAUCCCAUACAUUCUUCAAAUUAAUUAUUGAUUUUAAGCUAAACUGAUGAAAACAAAACAUCAAUCAUAUAAGAUUAUUUCAGUUCCUCAGUUAGAUUUCGUGAUUUCCUGAGUUUUUAUAUAAUUUUACUCAGCUUACCUCAGUAAUUUCUUAAUAUUUAUAUACAACUAGUUCUUCAAAACACUUGAGAGCGAUGGCAAUUGGUUAGCCCGUAGUAACUUCAGCCAUGACUAUUGCCAGAAAUUAAGAAUUGAUUUUCUAUUAAAUUUGUUUGCUCAUUUAUUACAGUUUUCAGCAAAUAGUUUUAGACAGCGCUAAUGCGUUUUAAAUGUGUUGGAAACCAAGUAAAAAUCGGUUUGUGCUGUGAAUAAACGGCGUUUUGGCAGGGAUGCUUUCUACAGGCACUGAGUAAUGACCACUGAGAAAUUAUUCCAUAUUCACUUAUUCAAUAAUAUUAUAAUGCAUACGUAUCUUGAUUGCAGCUAUAGUAGAGACUAACAUUCUGGAAUAUAAAUAUAAACUAAAUAAAGUCAUCAUUCGUAGAAUAUGUAUGUAUAUGUAUUGCGUAAAGUGUGCUACUACAACUUGAUAAUACAACAAAUUACAAUUUUGUAGCUGUGCCAGAACGUCAGCUAAAAACUUUCUAACGUGUAUUAGUAUAAGCCAGUAAGCUCGAAAAAGAGCGCAAAGCUCAGGCACUUUUGAGGUCUAUAUACUAAAAAUUAACACUCGAUGGGUGGAGAUAAAUCUACAUGCACUAUUGUAAUUUGUACAUACCAACCUAAGUGAUAGAGAU
Molecule: messenger RNA, 1712 nt
Organism: Bactrocera oleae (olive fruit fly)
Lineage: Eukaryota; Metazoa; Arthropoda; Insecta; Diptera; Tephritidae
Gene: Nlp
Product: Nucleoplasmin
Biological process (GO): chromatin remodeling
Cellular component (GO): nucleoplasm; cytoplasm; nucleolus
Molecular function (GO): chromatin binding; histone binding; RNA binding
Source: RefSeq, a predicted model, not a curated record